GGGUAUGUGAUUGGAUCAAGUGUGUUUGAAGGAGGUGGAGAUCGUCCUGGCAGAUGAUUUAAUCAAACCUUCUAAGAGCUGGGAACGUCUUUGUGUGUUUUGAGCCUGCAGUUACACACUUCUCGUCGCAAGAGCGUGGAGCUCCACCAUGGUGCACAAGGUAGCAGUGAUCGGCGCCGGCCCGUCGGGUCUGAGCUCCGUCAAGACGUGUUUGGAUGACGGCAUGCUGCCCACCUGCUUCGAGAGCAGCGACGACCUCGGCGGACUUUGGAAGUUCAAAGAGGUGUCGGAGCCCAACCGUGCCAGCAUCUACCGCUCCCUGACCAUCAACAUCUCCAAGGAGAUGAUGUGCUACAGCGACUUCCCCAUCCCGGCCGACUACCCUAAUUACAUGCACCACUCCAAAAUACUCAAUUACUUCCGUAUGUACGCCGAGCACUUCAAGCUGCUGCCGCACAUACACUUCCGGACCUCAGUGAAGAGCGUCAGACAGAAGGCCGAUUAUUCCCGCACGGGUCAAUGGGAAGUGCUGACGGAGCGAAGGGACGGAAAGGAGGAGACGCACGUCUUUGAUGCUGUUAUCUGCUGCUCAGGACAUUACACUUACCCCAACCUGCCCCUACAGGACUUCCCAGGAAUCGAGAGCUUCACGGGACAAUACCUGCACAGCUGGGACUACAAGGGUCCCGAGGACAUGCACGCCAAGCGAGUGGUGGUGGUCGGCAUCGGGAACUCAGGCAGCGACAUCGCGGUGGAGAGCAGCAAGUUUGCAGAGCAAGUGUACAUGAGCACACGGCGUGGCGCCUGGGUCAUCAGGCAGGUGUCGGACGACGGCAUGCCAGUGGACAUGAAGUACAACACGCGCUUUGUCCACAUUUUGUUCCAGCUCUUCCCCAUGAACUUCUUCAACUGGUUUGGCGAGAAGAAACUCAACGCCAUGUACGACCACACCAUGUACGCCCUCAAGCCCAGCCACAGGCUCUUCAGUCAGAUCCCAGUGAUCAACGACGACCUGCCUUUUAAGAUUCUGUCCGGCUCCGUCAUCAUCAAGCCCAACAUCAAGGAGAUCCGUGGCUCCUCUGUGAUCUUUGAGGAUGGUAGCGUCGUCGAGAAGGUGGACACCAUCGUGUUCGCCACGGGGUAUAAUUACGACUUCCCGUACUUGCCCAGCGGCGCUCUGUACAAGUCGGGGCACCGCGUCGGUCUCUACAAGCACGUCUUUCCACCCAACCUGGAGCACCCCACCCUGGCCGUGGUGGGUUUUAUCCACGCCCUCGGAGCCAUCAUGCCACAGGCUGAAAUGCAAGGCCGCUGGGUCUCGCAAGUCUUCAAAGGAAACCUGAAGUUACCUUCAAACCAGGCCAUGGUCAAAGCUGUAGAGCAGGACACCAAGGACAUCAACAAAAGUUACAUCGUGUCCAAGCUGACGCCGCUCCAGGUGGACUUUGUGUCCUACAUGGACGACCUGGCCGGAGAGAUCGGAGCCCGACCCAGCCUGCUGUGGCUCCUCUUCACCGACUACCCGCUCUUCAAAAAGGUCCUGUGGGGGCCCGUCACCGCCUAUCAAUACCGCCUGACUGGGCCCGGCAAGUGGGAGGGCGCCCGGCGAGCCAUCUUCACACAGUUUGACCGCUUGUUCGAACCCCUGAAGACCAGGAAGGUGAAGGAACAGGAACAAAACGGCUCCGUCUCCGGUCGCCUGUUCAAGUUGAGCCUGGCCCUCAUUGCCGGAGGAGCCGCGGGCUUCUACGUUCAAGUUCGAGACCCAUCUGUCGUUCCCAACUUGAUGGCCAAACUGAAUCUCUAAAAAGUCUGAAUGAACGUCAAACAUCCUGACUUUUUAAGCCACUAAUUUACUUGCUUUACAUGCUGUCAAUCAUUUCAACAGUGCAAAGUUAACCAUUAUCAUUUAUGGACUUAGUUGGCAGAAACCACAGGUGCUAACCCAUUUUCGCUGCUGUAGGACCGCUCAUAGAUCUUUGACUUAAAGGCCUACUGAAACCCACUACUACCGGCCACGCAGUCUGAUAGUUUAUAUAUCAAUGACUAAAUAUUAACAUUGCAACACAUGCCAAUACGGCCUUUUUAGUUUACUAAAUUGCAAUUUUAAAUUUCCUGCGUUGUUUCCUGUUGAAAACGUCGCAAAAUGAUGACACGUGUUUGUGACGUUAUUAGGACAUUUUAGCCCAGCAGCACACACCUAAAAGUCGUCUCUUUUCAUCGCAUAAUUACACAGUAUUUUGGACAUCUGUGUUGCUGAAUCUUUUGCAAUUUGUUCAAUUAAUAAUGGAGAAGUCAAAGUAGAAAGAUGGAGGUGGGAAGCUUUUAGCUUUUAGCCACACAAACACACUGUGUUUCCUUGUUUAAAAUUCCCGGAGGUGAAGCUUUUUUAUGGAUCAGAGCGGUCAAGCAAACAUGUCGACCGGCAGUUUUCGGUUAGAAAAUUGUGGAAAUAAGUCGCCUCUUACCGGAGAUCAACAGAGCUUCUGUCGUGCUUCAGCUGAUCGUGACUUCCCUCAGAGACUCUGGCGUCAACACACCCAUGGACACACCCCUCCGACUAUCAGGUACUAUUUAAUCUCACUAAAACACUAGCAACAUAAUAUGAUAUAUAUUUUUUUCUUCUAGUCCAUCACUCUAAAUAUCCUCAUCCACGAAUCUUUCAUCCUCGCUCAAAUUAAUGGGGAAAUUGUCGCUUUCUCAGUCCGAAUCGCUCUUGCUGCCGGUGGCCAUGAUUAUAAACAAUGUGAGGAUGUGAGGAGCCCUACAACCCGUGACGUCACGCGCACAUCGUCUGCUACUUCCGGUACAGGCAAGGCUUUUUUAUUAGCGACCAAAAGUUGCGAACUUUAUCGUCGAUGUUCUCUACUAAAUCCUUUCAGCAAAAAUAUGGCAAUAUCGCAAAAUGAUCAUGUAUGACACAUGGAAUGGACCUGCUAUCCUCGUUUAAAUAAGAAAAUCUCAUUUCAGUAGGCCUUUAAAAACCUUAGACUUGUUUGGAGAACCUGGUUUGAAACAGCAGAAGCACACUUGAUGGCUAAUGAACACUAAUGACAUACCUAAUGUAAGAUAGGAAGCAUAAUGGCUCAAAACUAGCGUUAUGAUUACAAUUUUUUUAUCAAUAUUAAAAUCUUAAAUAUUAAUCAUGAUUAUUCAUUACAUUAGGUAAAAUAUACCUACCGUAUUUCCUUGAAUUGCCGCCGGGGCGCUAAUUAAUUUAAAACCUCUUCUCACUCCUGCGCUUACCGAAGGCAUGCAGUAGAAAUAUGAGUGUGAUGUAAGGAUACCAUCAUGAAAAACACAUUUAAUAAAAAAACGUUGUUAUGGUCUUACCUUUACUUAUAAAUGAAGUCCAUGCCAGCUCCUUCUGAUCAAAAGCAUCGAUAACUUGUUUAUAGAGGUCUUCCUUAUCUUUCUUCAGUUUUAAAAGUCUCUCUGUCUCGAUGGAGAUCUUCCUUUAUCACCUCCUGCUUUGAUUGAAAUUCCAGUUUAGAAAACGGUUUUAUUUUAAUAAACACACGCUGGUCACUCUUGCUGGUCCAGUUCAUAUCCGUCAUAUCCGUCCCAGCACAUAUCACGUCACUCAUUUCACUUCUUCUGCAGCCGAGUAGUCGAAAGAAGGAUCACCAGCGCCCUCUACCACCAGGAGGCGGGAGUCAAUUAAUGACUCAUAUUUGACACACGCAGCUACGGUAUUGUGACGGUAUACCGUCGUCUUGCGGGUUCCCAGGACCACCAAGGAAGGACAUGGCUUGAGCAGUUUGACUUUGUUUAUUUUUUAAUAAAACCUCAGUCCAUGUCACUCUUCCGCUCCUCCUCUCCGCUCGCUUGCCGUCUCCUCACCGCCAUCUCCAACGUGCUCUGCCUGUCUGUCGGACCGUCGGAUGCCACCUCUCCACAGGUACCGGUAUAUGAAUAAAACAUAGCUGCUUACUCUUCUUUUUAGCAUACUGGUAUUCAAUAGCUUGGACCUUAAAUCCUACUGAACAGCUCUUAAUCUUCUUCCCUUUAUGCAAUUUCAAAUUACUGCUAUUGAAAUCAGCCUCCUCCAUUUUGAAAAUGAUGACAGGGGAAGUGUCACUUGUGACGUCACGAGUUUGACCAGGCGGUAAUACUAAGCAUGUGCUAAUUAUUUUGCGAGCGAGUUUGACCCGGCAGUAAUUCAAGGCAGGUGCAUACUAUAUGCGGCGGCAAUUGAAGGAAAUACGGUAUAUAUGUUCUCUACUUGCAUGGUGAGAUCCCGAAGGUGGGGGCAGCGUAUGAACAUGACGUCAUCAUCAAAUUUGUUAUGAAAUAGUCUAAUAAAAAGACUGAAUAAAUUCUAUUCAUGUAUUUGAAGACAGA
Nerophis ophidion (straightnose pipefish) is the source of this 4344-nucleotide messenger RNA. RefSeq names its product flavin-containing monooxygenase 5-like. The transcript has 11 exons. The record is from RefSeq and is a predicted model, not a curated record. Gene Ontology annotation, molecular function: NADP binding; flavin adenine dinucleotide binding; N,N-dimethylaniline monooxygenase activity. Bases 149 to 1807 code for a protein of 552 amino acids. NCBI's taxonomy places the organism in Eukaryota, Metazoa, Chordata, Actinopteri, Syngnathiformes, Syngnathidae.